This is a messenger RNA of Gongylonema pulchrum, 1380 nucleotides long. The record is from the annotation of a GenBank genome assembly. NCBI's taxonomy places the organism in Eukaryota, Metazoa, Nematoda, Chromadorea, Rhabditida, Gongylonematidae.
AUGAGUGAGGCGAAAUUGGCGAAGUCAGAAGGCGCUGAUACGGACCUGUACGAUGCAGCAAUUGAACCGUCCGGGAAGAGCGAAUCAGCGCAGAAGUCGGGCACAACACAAGGCAACAACGCUCAAAACAAAGUGCUUCCAUCCCUGGGAACGGGUCAAAAUAGCCCAGGGCGAAGAUACUGCUGUUAUGUUGGAAAUAUGACAUGGUGGACAACGGACGUGGAUCUGCAAACUAUGAUAUUGUCUUGUGGCGCAACAAACCUGAUCGAUAUCAAAUUUUAUGAAAAUCGAAAUAACGGCCAAAGCAAAGGAUUUGCUCUGGCAGUGUUCACAGCCGAAAGCUCCGUUAAAACAGUGAUGGAUAAACUGCCGCAGAAAAUGCUGCACGGACAGCCGCUUGUUGUCCUCCCAUACACCAAAUCAUCGUUGGCGAAAUUUGAGGAUGCAACAAGACGUGUUGAUCAGCGAAACGAUAAGAAAGAUUCGAAGAAGGAGGAGCAGAAGACGUCAUUCGUUGGUACCAUUCGUAUUGGUAUGCCACCACAACCGCUACAGCCAGGACAAAUGUCAGUCCCACCACCGGUGCCAAUCAGACCCCAAGUACAGGUUCCACCACCAAUCGCCUCGAUGCGCCCACCAACACAAGUGGCAGUAAUGUUGCCGCCGAACCAACAGCCUCCGCAAAUGCGCGGCCCUCCGCCAACUUCGCAACCGCUACCGUUGGGCGCACUUGGCGUUACACGGCCUCCAGUGAAUCUGAGUGCACCACCUCCAGCUCUCCCACAAGUUCAGUUAUCAAGUGCUCCAUCGAUGAGUCGACCACCACCUGGAUUCGGGCAACAGCCACCACAACAGAUGCCACCGAUGUCCUCUGCAGGGAACACAGGACCCACAAGCAAUACCCAAUCGAUUGCAGGUAUGGCACCACCUGGUGCUCCACCAACCACACAUCCGCCACCUUCGUUUCCUCCGCCCGGAGCGCACAUCAACCCGCAAGUGUACCGACAAUCAUCAGUUUCCAACAACGUUGACGGAUUAACCGAUGCAGAAUUCGAAGAAAUAAUGAACCGUAACCGGACGGUCUCAUCCUCAGCGAUUACACGUGCUGUUAGUGAUGCGGCUGCCAAUGAUUUUACAUCGGCCAUAGAAACACUGGUCACGGCAAUAUCUCUAAUUCGUCAGAGUCGUGUUGCGAAUGACGAUCGCUGCAAAGUACUGGUUUCGUCACUACAGCAUCGAUCAACUCGUGAUCGUUCACGCUCACCGUCGGAGCGUUCUCGAAAGCGGCAUCGUCGCUCAUCGCGAAGUCGAUCACGUUCGCGCGAGCGUUAUGAUUACUCGCCGCGGCACUCGUCUUCAUCAGGUCGUCGCGCCUAUUAA